This is a messenger RNA of Aphidius gifuensis, 2094 nucleotides long. RefSeq lists its product as uncharacterized. Lineage: Eukaryota; Metazoa; Arthropoda; Insecta; Hymenoptera; Braconidae. The coding region runs from base 267 to 1859 and encodes 530 amino acids. The transcript is spliced from 2 exons. The record is from RefSeq and is a predicted model, not a curated record.
UAACUUAAUUAAAUAAUUUAUAAAUAUAAUUGUUUAUAAAUUGCACCAGUAAUUUUUAUUAUAAAAUUCAUUCGUAUAUUUGAUUAAUUUUAGGACACUGAAUUAUUUAAUUGCCAAUAAAUAAAUCUAAAUUAAAAAUAUACUGUGGCAUAAGCAAACGAGGGCUCUUGAUUCAUUCAAUUAUCAAUAAUGGCAAAUAAAUUGAAAGAUGUCAUCAAGAAGUUCUUUUUGCCCACGACAACAGAAAGUAAAUGUGACAUUUUUCUAUGCAAAUUUGUAACAAAAAUUAUGCAUGGAAUGCAAGUCGUAUGAAGGAUCACUUGCUGAACCAGUGCAAACAUCGAGAUCCAUCAGUUAUUUCUCGUCUGAAACCGUUUAUUAAAUUCAAUAAUUCAUUAAAAAUAAGAGAAAAUAAAUUGUCUGUAUCAUUAAACAGUAGUGGUUCGACAGAUAAUUCUUUCAUAACUGAAGAUUCAAGUGAUCCACAAAAACCAACAUCUGCAUCAGAAAGUCCUAAUAAAUGCCAAAAACGUAAAAAUGAUCAAGAACAACGUCAUUAUGAUCAUCAUCAUUCAAAACGAGCCAAAAAAACUGUUAAAAAUUAUUUUGAUACAGUAGCUUUAAAAGAUCAACAACAUUAUGAUAUACUUAUGGCAAAGACCAUUUAUGCUUCUGGUUUGCCAUUGACACUCACUGAAAAUCCUUUGUGGAUUAAAUAUUUUAAAGCUAUUCGUCCAUCACUCAUAUUACCCUCACGUAAUAAGCUAUCUAAUGAUGAAGUAUACAACGAGAUGAACAACAAAGUAAAAGAACUAAUUAAAAAAGCACCAGCUGUUGGUAUCCAAUGUGAUGGCUGGUCCAAUGUAAACAGUCAGGGAGUAAUUAAUUUUAUUGUAACUACACAUGCACCAUUAUUUGUUAAAUCAGUUGCAACUGGGACAAAUAGUCAUAAUAGUGAUUACAUAGCUCAAGAAAUAAACAAAGUAAUUCAUGAAGUUGAUCCAAAUAAAGUUGUUGGAUUGGUUGCUGACAAUGCAAGUGUGAUGGGAAAAUCAAGUAAAAUUGUCACUUCUACAAAACCUUGGAUAUCAUCUUAUGGAUGUGUUGCCCAUAUUUUAAAUUUAUUUCUCAAAGAUAUUGGUUCAUUAAAUUCUGUACAAAAGCUCUUAGAUGUUGCUAAAAAUAUUAUAAAUGAAAUAAAAUCCAACCAAAUAUUGUUGGCAACUUUCGAACAAAUUCAGAAAGAUAAUCCUGAUAAAGUUUCAACCAGCUUGAAAUUACCUCCAAACACACGAUUUGGUGCAAUUUAUUUAUGUUUAAAAAGUUUACUUGUUAACAAACAUAAUUUAAAAAAUUUGGCAGUAUCAAAAAAAGCAGAACAAUACAUGAAACCUUUAACAUCAAAAAUUAUUCUUGAGCAUCCUGAAACAUUUUGGUUCAAAUUAUUCAAUAUCACUGUUAUACUUAAACCAAUACAUAAAUGGAUAUCAAAACUUGAAGGUGAUAGACCAAAUUUAAGUUUAGUAUCAGAGUGUUUUUAUGAAAUGAAAUAUCAUUUGAUAAAACAUGUGGAAACGCCUGUGCUAGAUGCUGGAGAUAAUGAAUUAAUUAUGAAAAAAUUUGAAAAACGUCAAGCAAUGGCUCUUCGUCCUGUUCACUAUGCUGCAAAUAUGUUAGAUCCUUUGUUCAGAGGUAAAAAUUUAGAACCAAAAGAUAUUGAUUUAGCAACAGAUUUUAUUCAUCAGUUGGCUGAACAUUUCAAUUUAAAUAUUGAAAUUUUUACAAUAGAGCUGCGUAAAUAUCUGGAUAAAAUAGGGAUUUGGUCCAAAAGCUACAUAUCAUUAGAAGUAAUCUUCUAAGUCCUUUUGAGUGGUGGACUUCACAGGCUCCUGUAAGUUCACUAAGUACAAUAAGUGCUGCUAUAUUUUCUUUAAAUAGUACAACGCUCUUACUGAAAAGACUUUCAGUACACAUGGUUGGAUCCACUCACGGAGAAGAAAUCGUUUAUUAGUUGAUAGAGCAGCUAAAAUUGCUUUUAUUGUGCAUAACGAAAAAUUAUUUCAAGCCAAAAAAAAAAAUAGAAAAAAAAAAGCA